AUGGUAGUAGCAGUGGGUCAGGGGUUGCUGCACAGCCGGAGCGUGCAGGAAAUGCUGCAACCUCCGCUGCCCCUGCCCGUGCCUCCGGCGCCCAUGCCUGUGCCCGUGCCUGCAGGCGGCUGGGCACGUGAAGCGAGCAUGGCACCGCUGCUCACCCCGCCACCAGCGGGUGCAGCAACAGCAGCAGCGACGCACACAGCAGGAGCAGCCCCAGCAGCAUCAGCAGCAGCAGGGGCGGCAGUGCUGGGAGUGCCAUCAGCGCAGGGCGUGGCCAUGGCAGCGGGCAUGGCCAUGGGUGUGCCGCUGCCCCUCGCACUGCCCCUCACCCUGCCAGCCCCCCUGCCGCUCGCCCCGCCCCUGCAGCCCUCCUCCUCGCCCUUCACCACGGGCAGCAGGAAGCCACGGGCGGAGAAGAAGGACGCGGCCACGGCAGCAGCAGUGCUGGCGGCGGCGGCGGCACGGGAGGCAGGGGGAGGGGCGGGGAGCACGCCUCCGCGCAAGCGGUCGUGCAACUGCCGCAACUCGCGCUGCCUCAAGCUGUACUGCGAGUGCUUUGCGGCGGGGCUGUACUGCGAGGGGUGCAACUGCGUGAACUGCUGCAACUCGCCGGCCAACGAGGUGCAGCGCCACGAGGCUGUGCUCGCCGUGCUCGCCGUGCUCGCCGUGCUCGACCGCAACCCCAACGCCUUCAGCCCCAAAAUCGCCCCCCACAGCCCCUCCCACGCCCCCGCUCCGGGCGAGGCGGCGCGCGUGCACACGGCGGUGGCGGGGCGGCACCGCGCGGGGUGCCACUGCCGCAAGAGCGGGUGUCUGAAGAAGUACUGCGAGUGCUUCCAGGCCAACGUGCUGUGCGGCGCCAACUGCAAGUGCGCCGACUGCAAGAACUUUGAUGGCAGCCUCGACCGCCACGCUGUUGUUGCCGGGCUCGCUGCUGCCGCCGCCGUCACGCCCAUCAAGUUUGAGAUGGCAGCGUACCAGCGCAUGGUCACCCCCACCAAGGCGUCCGCCUUCACGCCUCCUGCUGCGCGCGCUGGGCUGCACUCCCACACAUCCCCGCACGCCCACGCACACGCUCGCACACCCUCUCACUCGCUCGCUCACUCGCAAUCGUACCCUCCCUUUCGGCCUCACCACUCCCCUGUGCCUGCCCACGCUGCUGCUGCUGGGGGUGCCAUGGGCGGUGGGAUGGGCGGGGCAUGGGAUGGGAGGGGCGGGGGCCACGCGGGUGGGCAUGUGGUGGGGGGAGGGAGUCCUGACGGCAGCACCGUGCACAUGCACCCACCUGCCGCCUUGAGGUACGCGCUGGCUGGCCUGGGAGGGACUCACGUGUGCCCACCACACGGUGUGAUUCCCUUGAGUCAGUAUCACCGGCAAGCAGCUUCCCUCAGUUCCCCGUCCCCUUCAUCUCCCUUCCAUCCCCUCGUCCCUUUGCCCCUGCCACCUCGCACUCACCCUGCCACCUCUCACUCACCCUGUCUCCUCCACCCCCUGCGCGCCCAACCUCCCCCUCCCCACAUGCCCCGCAGGUCGCCCUCCCCGCACCCCCCCCUGGCGGGCCUCUCCCCCUCCCACGCGCCCUCCAUGCCCGCCCUGCCCUCCCCCUCGGCGGCCUCGCCCCUCUCCGUGUGGGCGGCGCGGCGCACGUGCAUGCUCAUGGCGGCGCUGGCGUGGGGCAUUCAGCACGAGUACAGCGCGUGCACAGUAUCCGUCUCGCCGGAGCCAGAGGCAGUGCGGCCAGCACUGGCAGCUGAGGCAGCUGAAGCACGCGCUGCAGCAGAGGAGCCUUCUCAACCCGCCCCCGCGCAGCAGAGCCCUCCCCACAGUCCCACCGCCACAGUCAAGCUCGGCUUCCAGGGCCCCCACCUGCCCGCUUCUGCUCACCUCUCCGCUGCUCCUCCCCAGCUGUCUGCUCCUCCCCAGCUGUCUGGUGCUCCCAGGGCAGAGUGUGAGCGUGCAGGCAGUGCAGGCGAGGCGGGUGAUGGAGGCAGGGGGGCGAGUGAGAGGGCAGAGGGGCACGGCGGGCGAGUGGAGGAGAGCAGGGCGGUGGAGGAGGAGAGCAGGGCGGUGGAGGAGGAGAGCAGGGCGGUGGAGGAGGAGAGCAUGGGUGGGGUGGCGGGGCACGGUGGGGGGAAAGGGAGUGAGGGGGGCGGUGAUCGCCGAGAGCAGGGGCAGGCGAGAGAGGGAGGCGAGGGGCAGGCAAGAGAGGGAGGCGAGGGUGGAGGCGCGAGGACGGAUGGGGAGGUGAGAGGCGUGGGUAGGGCAGAGAGCCAGGCUGCUGGCGGUCAUGGUGAUGUGAUCAUGCCAGGGAUGCUCGGUGACAAUCGCCCUGGACACAAGGAGGAUGAAAAGGCGAUCGAUAGGGUAGAAACCGAGGAGGGGGAUGGAGGUGUGGAAAGGGAAGGGGAGGAAACGGAAGGGGAGGAGAGAGAUAGAGAGGAGAAAGAUGAGAAAGAGAAGUAUGGCGCGGAGAGGGAUGGGGGGGAGAGGGAAGGGGAGGAGAGUGAUGGGGAAGAGAGUGAUGGGGAGGAGAGUAAUGGGGAGGAGAGUAAUGGGGAGGAGAGUGAUGGGGAGAAGAGAGGAUGGGAGGACAUUGAAGGGGAAAUGAGAGAAGAGGAGGAGAGCAGAGACGAGAGAAAAGGGGAGGAGAGAGGAGGGGAUAGGACAGAUGGGGAAAAUAAAGAUAAGGAGAGAGAAGCUGAUGAGAGCGAAUUGCCAGGGAUGGAACGAAGGGAAAGAAUGAGGAGUGAAGAGAAGGCGCGAGAUGAUGACGAGAGGGGAGGAACGGAGAGUGAGGAGAUGAGGAGUGACGGGAAGGUCAUGAAGGAGAGUGUAGAGACAGGGAGGAAAGGGAAGGUGAUUGUUGAAAAGAGAAGGGAUGGGAGCGAGAGAGGAUCGAACAGGAGGGAAGGGAAGGACAAGGAUGGAGAGGAGAGAGGUCGGGAGGGGCCAGGCCACUUGGUGGUGGUGGGCGAGGCAGGCGGCAAGUCAAGUGUGGUGGCGCGGGAUAAAGAUGAGGUGGUGAGCAGUGAGCGCGUGGGGAGUGCAGGUGUGGGGUGCAGGGAGCAAGGGGGCGGUGGAGAGAGCAAGGCGGAGCAGCGGCACACGGAGGAGAGGGGGUGGCGGGCUGAGCCCCCGUCACAGAGGCUGGGGGGUUUUGUGGGGGGGGUGGGAGGGGUGGGUGAGGGCGCAAGUGGUGAGGGGGGUGGUGGUGGUGGUGGCUGUGUGAAGAAAGAGUGGGCAUGUGCAAUGGACAAGCGUGACUGUAAGGGCAAGAUUGGCGGCAGCAGCAACAAGGGCGAGGGUGAGAAGAAAGGCGAGAGUGAGAAGCAGGGAGAGAGUGAGACGAAGGGAGAGAGUGAGAAGAAGGGAGAGAGUGAGACGAAGGGCGAGAGUGAGAAGAAGGGAGAGAGUGAGAAGAAGGGAGAGAGUGAGAAGAAGGGCGAGAGUGAGAAGAAGGGCGAGAGUGAGAAGAAGGGCGAGAGUGAGAAGAAGGGCGAAAGUGAGAAGGGAGAGAGUGAGAAGAAGGGCGAGAGUGAGAAGAAGGGCGAGAUUGAGAAGAAGGGCGAGAGUGAGAAGAAGGGCGAGAGUGAGAAGAAGGGCGAAAGUGAGAAGAAGGGAGAGAGUGAGAAGAAGGGCGAGAGUGAGAAGAAGGGCGAGAGUGAGAAGAAGGGCGAGAGUGAGAAGAAGGGCGAGAGUGAGAAGAAGGGCGAGAGUGAGAAGAAGGGCGAGAGUGAGAAGAAGGGCGAGAGUGAGAAGAAGGGCGAGAGUGAGAAGAAGGGAGAGAGUGAGAAGAAGGGCGAGAGUGAGAAGAAGGGCGAGAGUGAGAAGAAGGGCGAGAGUGAGAAGAAGGGCGAGAGUGAGAAGAAGGGCGAGAGUGAGAAGCAGGGCGAGAGUGAGAAGAAGGGCGAGAGUGAGAAGAAGGGCGAGAGUGAGAAGAAGGGUGAGAGUGAGAAGAAGGGCGAGAGUGAGAAGCAGGGCGAGAGUGAGAAGAAGGGCGAGAGUGAGAAGAAGGGCGAGAGUGAGAAGAAGGGCGAGAGUGAGAAGAAGGGCGAGAGUGAGAAGAAGGGCGAGAGUGAGAAGAAGGGCGAGAGUGAGAAGAAGGAUAACAGUGAGAAGGGUGAGAGUAAGAAGAAUGGUGACUGUGAGAAAAAGGGCGAGAGUGAGAAGAAGGAAGAGAGUGAGAAGAAGGAAGAGAGUGAGAAGAAGGAAGAGAGUGAGAAGAAAGGUGAGACUGAGGCGUGUUUGGAAGAGGGUGGGGUGGUAGUGGAGGUGGACGAGGAGGUGGGAGUGGGUGCAGCGGGGAAGGUGUGUGAGUUGACUCGCAUGCUGCUGGGUCCCAGUGUGUCGCCUCUUGGUGCUGCAUGCGUUGGUGGUGGCAAGCAAGAUGUGAAGGCGGUGGGCGAUGUGAAGGCGGUGGGCGAUGUGGUGCUGGCAGGUGGUGGGGCAAUGGCUGCUGAGGAAGAGAGGGGGCAAGCAGUGGAUGCAGAGGAGAAACAGGUGGAGGGCGGUGAGGAGGAGGAGGGGCGAGGGGGUAAGGGGAGGGAGCAGGUGAGCAUGAAGCAGGAGGGCAGCGAUGAGAGCAGAGCCGCACAGGCGGGGCAGGAGAGGGGAGAGCUGCGGGCAACGACUGCGAGCUUGGUGGAGGGCGAGGUGGAGGAGGGAGAUGGGGAUGAGGAAGUGGUGGGAGGUGCCAAGGUAGGAGGUGGAGGGCAGGAGCAGCAGGAGGAGGGGGUGGAGGGGUGGCAGCAGCAGUCGUUGUCGCCGGGCACGCGGGCGCUCAUGUGCGACGAGCAGGGCGACCCCGGCGACACACUCUUCACCGCCACCUCCUCCCCCCUCGCCCGCUCCACCGCCCUCGCCAGCAGCGAUGCCGAUGCUGACCUGGAUGAUGACGUGGCGAGGGGUGAUGUGGCGGACGAGGGGGCAGAGCAAGGUGGAGGGGAAUGGGGUGUGUGGUGGGAUGGCAGGCGGGUGAGUCGCAAGCGCAGUGCAGAGCUGAUGGAGGGGGGAGGCGCGGGGGAGGGGCAGCGUGGCAUGGGCGCGGGAGGGGCGAGGGGAGGAGAGGCGUGGGGUGGGAGGCGGGCGAUGCAAGAGAGGGCGGUGCAAGAGAGGGCGGUGCAAGAGAGGGCGUUGCUGGAGUUGCUAGAGGACCACCUCUUGCAGAUCACCGCCCACAUUGGCGCCCCCGCCUGCUAG
Molecule: messenger RNA, 5196 nt
Organism: Closterium sp. Yama58-4
Lineage: Eukaryota; Viridiplantae; Streptophyta; Zygnematophyceae; Desmidiales; Closteriaceae
Source: the annotation of a GenBank genome assembly